AGCCCGUUGCCAUCACUAUAUCUGUUUUGGGUCUUUUGACUUAGAGAGUGGAGACAGUGAAAAAUUGACUUGGGCCACAUGGCUAAUUAUAUUAUUAGGCCUCUAAAUUGAACUAGGCCGGACUGCAAGCCCAAAGGGCAAAAGGCCUCGAAGUCCCUUCUAUGGUGUGUGAAAGAGCCGCAAAGGAGCUUUAUCGGAUUUAUCCAAAGAGGGGUUUUGUUUGGGCUCUUUAUGAUGAAGCUGCAUUCGCUACAGAAGGAAGAAACCUUUCAGCUGGUGAUAAACGUUGCUACCACGUAGCUUUGUCUCUAACUACUUAUAGUGAGAUUCAUGGGCUGAGCAUGGCAUACCUUGAGAAAGUUGAUGGGUUCAAGACAAUAUUUAAGAGACAAGAGAUUGGAUGUCACGUUAUUAGGUGGCUUGAGAAGGAUGGUCUUUGUUUGUUUUCGCAUCAGAUUCCUGCAAGGAAGCUUUUCAGUGAUGUCCCUGACCAUUUGAAACACUACUGGGAACUUGAUCCUGCUUCACUUCCUUCUGAUCCGCUUACUACUGGCUGGAAAUGAGGAUGUCUAUUUGGGAAACUGAUGUACUAACUGUAUAGUUUUCAUUUUUGUUUAGGCAUACAAGGUAAUUAAGUUGUUGAUGUUUCUACGGCAAAUCAUAACUAUUGUAGAUGCCUCUUUGUUUAUAAUUGGCUUCAUGAAUAUAUCUUUAACAUCCGUUUCCUUUAUGAAUCAAAUGAAAAGUAGCAGCUGAGCUUGUUAGUAACCAUGAGAGGUUUUCAUUUUUGAGUUUAUGAUCUUUAGUCAGUAGCGAUGCAACUUUCUUUUACAUCUCCAUUUGUUCCUGUCAGAAAUAGAUGCUACUUUUGUGC
Molecule: messenger RNA, 874 nt
Organism: Rubroshorea leprosula
Lineage: Eukaryota; Viridiplantae; Streptophyta; Magnoliopsida; Malvales; Dipterocarpaceae
Source: the annotation of a GenBank genome assembly